Molecule: messenger RNA, 1218 nt
Organism: Aquila chrysaetos chrysaetos
Lineage: Eukaryota; Metazoa; Chordata; Aves; Accipitriformes; Accipitridae
Gene: C16H1orf94
Product: chromosome 16 C1orf94 homolog
Exons: 6
Coding region: 1-1218 (405 amino acids)
Source: RefSeq, a predicted model, not a curated record
AUGCUCCCUGGUAGGAAUAGAUUUUCAGCUCCAACAGUAACAUUUGAGGGUCAGUUCCCACUGGGACCCUUCCCCAGGCACAUCUGGAUCCACAACAACACUCCCCAAGAUAGCUUGGACGAGGCCUGCCAUGAGAUCUGGAAGCGCGUUCAACGACUCUCUGAAGAGCUGCAGCCCCUACCGCUGGUGCCACCGCUGCAGCAUGCUCCCUGCUCAGACCUCUCAGGGACCCUUCAAAGAGACACUGUCGACUACCAGAGCAACAGCUACUUACUAGAUGAACCAGAGGGGCUCGAAAGUAUAUACAGAGCAAUGAUUGGAAACAGAGAAAGGGAGAUGAAAUUAAGAGCUCUCUGUGAUGCUCAGCUUUCUGCUAAAUCCGUUAUCACCAGCCUUCUGUGUUCAGCAAAAUCCCACAAGAAUUCCAAGGGGCUGGCAGAUGGCAUCAUGACAGGCACUCGCAGCAUGGAGGGCAGAAAGCUAGAGGAGCCACUUCUACUGAAAUACAGAGACACUGCCGAAGGUGCAGACAAUCAGGUAAUGGCUGAGGAAACAAAGGUAGUGAAGGAGUUCAUACAGGACAGCAUGUUCAGCUCUGCCAAGAGUAGUACAGCUGUGUCAUCAACAACAGCAGAUAGUCAAGCCACAGGACAGAAGCAGCAGCUCCCACCAUUUGCCAAGAUUUGCUCCAAAACUGAUUCUGAUGCAGUCCCAAAGAAUUCAGUAACUACUGCAACACUGGAUAAAAAAAGCGUUAAAUACAAUGCGAGUACUUCAGGCUUUUCUACUACUUCAUCGACAACAGCAUUAAAUCAGCCAAUGUGGCAGAGUCUGAACUUCCCUCCAUCUUCCAUCUUUCCCAACCACUCAAACUUUCCACAGUUUCAGGGUCCGUAUCAUCAGAACGCAAGGAUCCCAUAUCAGCAAGCUUUGCACCCUUCCUUUGGAUGCUAUUCAAGACAGGUAGCUCCAUACAGCCCACUGCAGAUUUUCCAGCCACCUUACACUCCAGUGUUGAACUACAUCACUCUGGUUCAGCCUGGUUAUCCAUACCAACAGAUGACCCUGCCAACACUAUCCAGCAACAUGCAGGAUCUAUCACCAAUGGCAGGUGAUGGGAUCCAGCAUCCGUUUUCUCCUUCCUACAGUUCUACACCUGGAAGAGCUGUGACAACUAACCUCAACUACUUUUCCAGCGAGAGCUAUGUAAAAUUUUAA